GCACGAAUGGGCAUGUGCUUGAAUACAGAGUUUUAGAGUGCCAGCUGGUAUCGAAGGUUCACUUGACAUUCACUGCAAUUGGUGGGAGGUAUCAAUGCUGCGAAUGGAGGCCUGAUAUUCCAAUCGACGUCAGUGAACUUGCGAAGCACUAG
Eimeria maxima is the source of this 152-nucleotide messenger RNA. RefSeq lists its product as hypothetical. The transcript has a single exon. Lineage: Eukaryota; Apicomplexa; Conoidasida; Eucoccidiorida; Eimeriidae. The record is from RefSeq and is a predicted model, not a curated record. The annotation marks the transcript as partial.